Messenger RNA from Diabrotica virgifera virgifera (western corn rootworm), 5225 nucleotides. RefSeq names its product armadillo segment polarity protein. Gene Ontology annotation, molecular function: transcription coactivator activity; protein phosphatase binding; cadherin binding. Gene Ontology annotation, biological process: positive regulation of transcription by RNA polymerase II; cell adhesion. Bases 163 to 2598 code for a protein of 811 amino acids. The transcript is spliced from 12 exons. Gene Ontology annotation, cellular component: adherens junction; catenin complex. The record is from RefSeq and is a predicted model, not a curated record. NCBI's taxonomy places the organism in Eukaryota, Metazoa, Arthropoda, Insecta, Coleoptera, Chrysomelidae.
UUGAUCAAGGAUCGUUAGUGGUGUAAAACGUACUUUUCUUAGUUCUCAGCUCUGUAAAUUGGGGUGCGGUGUGUUUUGUAAAUUGUGAGUAAAAGUUAAAGUGAAAAAUAGUAUAAACUAUUGUGUUUUUGGUGUAAGGUGUGACAAUCUCACCAGAUCACCAUGAGUUACAUGCAGUCUAACCAAAAUAGACCAAUGUCUCAAAGCUACCAUCAGGGUCCUAAUGACCUGCCCAUGCAGUCUUCUAAAGAACAGACUUUACUAUGGCAGCAGAAUUCAUACAUGGGAGACUCUGGCAUUCAGUCUGGGGCUGCUACACAGGUUCCAUCACUGACAGGUAAAGAGGAGGAAGAAAUGGAUCUGUUUGAUUUGGAUCAACCCUACCAGGGUUUUACACAAGAGCAAGUUGAUGACAUGAAUAAUCAACUGAAUCAUACUAGGUCCCAAAGAGUUAGAGCUGCCAUGUUUCCUGAAACUUUGGAUGAAGGUAUUGAAAUCCCUUCCACACAGUUUGAUCCUAAUCAUCAAACAGCAGUUCAACGUCUGGCAGAACCUAGUCAAAUGCUCAAGCAUGCUGUAGUUAAUCUUAUUAACUAUCAAGAUGAUGCUGACCUUGCAACCAGGGCCAUACCAGAAUUGAUCAAGCUCCUUAAUGAUGAAGACCAAGUAGUAGUAUCCCAGGCAGCUAUGAUGGUCCACCAACUAUCUAAGAAGGAAGCAUCUAGACAUGCUAUUAUGAACAGUCCUCAAAUGGUAGCUGCCUUAGUGAGAGCUAUAUCAAACUCUAAUGACUUAGAGACUACCAAAGGAGCUGUUGGUACCCUACACAAGUUAUCACACCACAGACAAGGUUUACUUGCUAUUUUUAAAAGCGGAGGUAUUCCAGCACUUGUAAAGUUGCUCAGUUCUCCUGUAGAAAGUGUUCUUGUCUAUGCUAUAACCACCCUUCACAACCUUUUAUUACAUCAAGAUGGAUCAAAGAUGGCUGUUAGACUUGCAGGUGGUUUGCAAAAGAUGGUUGCACUACUCCAAAGAAACCAUGUCAAAUUUUUGUCAAUUGUAACUGAUUGCUUACAAAUUUUGGCUUAUGGUAACCAGGAGAGCAAGUUGAUCAUUUUGGCAAGUCAAGGACCUAUUGAAUUGGUCAGAAUCAUGAGAUCUUACGAUUAUGAGAAGUUGUUGUGGACUACUUCUAGAGUUCUGAAAGUUCUUUCAGUUUGUGCCAGUAACAAACCUGCUAUAGUUGAAGCAGGAGGAAUGCAAGCUUUGGCAAUGCACUUGGGAAAUCCAAGCACAAGAUUGGUUCAAAAUUGUCUAUGGACAUUGCGAAAUCUAUCAGAUGCUGCUACAAAAGUUGAUGGUCUAGAAAGCUUAUUGCAAUCUUUGGUACAAGUAUUAGCAUCUUCUGAUGUCAAUGUAGUGACAUGUGCUGCUGGUAUCCUUUCCAAUCUGACUUGUAACAAUCAGCGCAAUAAAGUAACUGUGUGCCAAGUGGGAGGGGUUGAUGCACUUGUGCGCACUAUAGUCAGUGCAGGAGAUAGAGAAGAAAUCACGGAACCAGCUGUUUGUGCACUGCGUCAUUUGACAUCCAGACAUGUGGAAUCAGAAAUGGCACAGAAUGCUGUUAGACUCAACUACGGCAUGCAGGUGUUUGCAAACACGAUUAUAGUAAAACUGUUGAACCCACCUUCCCGUUGGCCAUUGGUGAAAGCAGUGAUUGGUUUGAUCAGAAAUUUGGCUUUAUGUCCUGCCAAUCAUGCCCCAUUGAGAGAACAUGGUGCCAUACAUCAUCUUGUACAGCUGUUGAUGAGAGCUUUCCAAGAUACACAGAGACAAAGAGCAAGUGUUGCGAGUGGCGGCAGCCAACCUCCUGGCACAUACGCAGAUGGUGUGAGAAUGGAAGAAAUUGUGGAGGGUACAGUGGGAGCUCUUCACAUUCUGUCAAGAGAGUCCCAUAAUCGUGCCAUAAUAAGACAGCAGAUGGUUGUACCGAUAUUUGUGCAGCUACUCUUUAAUGAUAUUGAAAACAUCCAACGUGUUGCAGCAGGAGUGCUUUGUGAAUUAGCAGCUGAUAAAGAAGGAGCUGAGAUGAUAGAACAAGAAGGAGCCACUGCACCCUUGACUGAGCUUUUACAUUCAAGAAAUGAAGGUGUUGCUACAUAUGCAGCAGCUGUUUUAUUCAGAAUGAGUGAAGAUAAACCGCAGGACUAUAAGAAACGACUGUCUAUGGAGUUAACGAACUCCUUGUUUAGAGAAGAGAACCUCUGGAAUCCAGACCUAGGGAUGGGCCCUGAUUUACAGGAUAUAUUGAGUCCAGAUCAAGCUUACGACAAUAUGUAUGCACAAGGUCCCCCCAGUGUUCAUAGCAGCCACGGCGGUAGGCCUUACCAGCAACAAGGGUAUGACCAGAUACCCAUAGAUAUGCAAGGUCUAGAUAUUGGCUCCCAUGGAGGCGGAAAUGGGUCGACCUAUAGCGCAAUCGACGCCAUGGAUGUUACCAGCGGGGAUCCGGAUCUUAACUUCGAUACUAUUGAUCAACUUCCCACCCCUCCUCAAGAUAAUAACCACGCCGCAGCUUGGUACGAUACAGACCUGUAAAUCAUUCAUUUCUAAUAUUCGUUUAUAUUUUGUUACGAGAUAAUUCGAUAUUUUUUCAUUUUUAGUAAUAUUAGUACAUGUAGUUUUUCAUUGUUUUAUAAAUUAGUGGUGCUAGAUGUUCAUUAUAAAGAAUUGAAGCAGUUGAAGAUGAGGUUUUUCUGAAUUAUACUCAUAAGAGAAUUGAGAUACUGUCAUAAUAAAUUUAAUAGGCAAAGAUGAGAAGUUAUAUUUCCUCUGUUUUUUUUAAUUAUCAAAGGUAAAAUACUUCAGAGGUAGCUGCUCUCUGCGGAAGUUACAUAUCGACAUUACAAAACAACGUUUUUGUAUUCUGGUUUAACUGUUUUGUCACUUUAAAUCCAUUUUCUUAGAUAUUUCAUAUAUACUUUUUUUCAGAGCCUUCUUUCAGUGCGUAACAAUUUUUCCAUUUCUUUCUAACGCAUUAAGUUGGAAGUGACAGAAAAAAGGUACGCCCGCAAUUAUACACAUUUAUUCUAGUUAAUGAUAGAUGGCGCUAUAAUAAAAAAAUCAUUUACGUCAAAGAACAGAACUUUUUAUAAAUGCAAUAAACACGAUUGAUUUCUGUUUAUACCAAAUUGCAAAUAAAAUGGUUUUCAUAUUUGGCUGAUUACGAUUCUGACCUGACAACUGUCAGAUUUAAUUAAAAUGUCAUUCAAUGAUUCUCUUCAUUCUUAAAAUCAUAUAUGACGUCAAAAUUACUGGAAUGUUGUAUUCAUAGCCAUUGAUCAGGAUUUGUUUCAGCAUAAAAGUUUGGUAGGUUGUUGAUCUUUCCUUACGAACUCCUCCCUGGUAUUCUCCUAGGCUCUUCUCCAAAUCUUCACUCUCAUCUUUUUUUUUCAGCUUUUUUUACACUCUUUAUCGAAGCAGUGGUUAUUUUUUUUAAAUAUUUCAGUUGUUUUUAACCAGUUUACCAGUCUCAACUAUAGACCAAUCAUGUACGCCAAUGCAAUUACCAAAGAAACCGUACGGAAAUUCAAACUCCUAUCACGACAAAAAAAAAAGCGAUUUAGCCAAAACAUUUAGUACAACUUCAUCUUGCAACGUGUUUUCGUUUUGGGAAUCCACUGCAAAUACGUACCAUAACAAAUACUCGUAUGGAAUUAAAAUGGACUUGGAAAGUGCUUACGGUAACGUCGAUACCAAACACUUGUGUCAAGUAAUCAGAGCGAGCAACUUUCUAGACUCAGAAAAAUGAUUUUUGAUUCAUCACGUGGAAAAUCAGAACUUUAUUUUAUUCUAAAGAAUAAAUUUCAGUGGAUUCACGGUCUCCUUCAAGGGGGUCAUCUUUCUGCCGAUCUGUGUUGUCUUUACCUUAGCAUUUUAGAGCAAAAACAUUUACAAUAAUGUAUGACAAAUGGUUUUAGAAUACAUCGCAUUGCUGAUGAUUAUUUAUUUUGUUCUCCGACCCGCGAAACAGCUGAAUUAUUUGAACUCACGUUUAAAAAACAUUUUUCAGUGAAUGAGUCUAAAAUACAAAGAGCAUUAGAGGAAAACAGUUGCGAAAUUCUACAUUUUGGACAAAUUUUAAACUUUGAAACGAAAUAAAUGCGCAAAUGUUUUAGUCAAAAUAAAUGUUCGACACACAAUUCAAAUUUUGGGAGUCUAAAAACAUUUAAGGAGCGUAAGCAAAUUAUGGAAACUGAUGUAAAUUUUCGACUAACUAAUCAUUAUGUUAAACCUUUCAUAUUACAGAUUAAAUAUGAUUUAUAGAAUAUUUUAAAGGUAUGGUUUAUGUGGCCUACAAGUUCGACCUGGCUGUAACAGCAGUUUCUACAUUAAAACAAUCAUCAAAUGAGAUGCCAUAUUUAUUACGCAUAUUCAAAAAUACUCUCAUAGUCCAUGCAAGAAAAGUUUGUAGAUAUACAAAGAAUAAGUGGGAAUAAUUGUUUUGGAUAAAAACCUCCACAUACAAAUUUAUCAGUUCUUUAUGAUGACAUUAAAAGAUGCAGCUAUUUACACUGUUCUUAAUUGUUUUAUAUUAGUUUUUAAGGAAGGUAUCUACCAUUUUAUUGUGGCAAUCUAUAGGAUUAUAUUUAUCUAUUAUAUAUCGUAAUGUUGGAUUCUUUUUGACAUAGCCGAUAAAAAUAUCUGGAUCAUAGAAAUGACACUAAGUAUUGACUGAAAUUUUCUCCAGAUAAUUUUUAUCUGCAUAUUUAUAAUUUCUUCCCCUUAGUGGCGCGAUGCAUUUAAUUUUAGCAACUUGACUUUUUUAUCUUAUCCAACAUAUUUCACUAAGUCGGUUGUUGUUGAUGAAACAACUUGGAUAAAGGUGAAACGUUGUUCUAAAUUAUUUAUCAUUAAUAAUUUUGUGUCGUAGAAACUUAAUUAUUAAGUAAGAAAGACAGUAUUUAUAGAAUAAAAAUAUGUAUCAAUAGGAAAUAGCUUUUUUUGAUAGUGAUAAGUUAUCAGUAACAAAUAUGUUUUGUUUUUGGGAACGAAAAUGUCUCCCUACUCUUUCGUCUUUCGCACAAUUUUAAUUUCUUUUCUGUAUGAAUUAUUCUAAACGUUUUUCCGUAUACAGGGUAGAAUGUUAAUUACAUCAAAUAAAGGCACUGCCUUCGUUUAAUACUGCAUGUAAUUUAAUAGAUUUAAUUAAAUUUCUGAUUGUA